CGGUGGUGGGUAUCCCAUCCUCUGCUCUCAUCAUUUAACCUGACCAUUUAUUCUUCUUCUACCCAAGCCGCCAAGCCCGCCAGUCGUCCAUGCCAAUUCCCUUCUUCCUCCGUUUUUUAGCAUGAAGCUUCUCAAGAGCAUCUCAUCAAGCCCCAAGAAGUUCUUCAAAUCCAGAUUCGCCCGAUCCGGAGACCCGAUCUCCAUCGGCUCCGGAUCCGGUUCAUCCCGCUCCUCCAAUAACAGCAACCCCCGCGAUCCCGCCGGGGCAGAAGAAUUCCCCGGCGACGAGCUGGUCCAGGCGUUCAACCUGAUCGACCGAAACCGGGACGGGAAGAUUCAGAGGGAGGAGCUCGCGGCUCUGUUCGGCCUGCUGGGAGCGGAGGAACUGGAAAUCGAUUGUGUGAUGAGCGAGGUGGACAGGAACGGCGACGGAUGCAUAAGCCUGGAGGAGUUCGCGGCGCUCCGGCCGGCAUUCGAGGCGCCGUCGCGCGGGAGCGAGGUGAGGGACACCUUCGAGCUGUUCGACGCGGACGGGGACGGGAGGAUCUCGGCGGAGGAGCUGUAUAGGGUGCUGGGGAGGAUCGGGGACGGGAGGUGCACGAUAGAGGAGUGCCGGCGCAUGAUAAGCGGAGUGGAUAAGAACGAGGAUGGGUUUGUGUGCUUCGAGGACUUCAGCCGUAUGAUGGAGCAGCAGUUAUUCCUGUAAAAUCAAAAAAAAAAAAAAUUGAACCCUUUUUAUAUCUGAUAUAAACAAUUUGAUAUGCUCCGGAUCUUCAAUUCAAGCAGUAUAGAAUGUUAUAUUGAUCCGACCCGGAUUUGUUAAUUAGGCUCUGUUUGGGUCAUGUCUGUGCAUGCACAAUUGUAC
This is a messenger RNA of Cuscuta campestris, 865 nucleotides long. The record is from the annotation of a GenBank genome assembly. NCBI's taxonomy places the organism in Eukaryota, Viridiplantae, Streptophyta, Magnoliopsida, Solanales, Convolvulaceae.